Messenger RNA from Ilex paraguariensis (yerba mate), 252 nucleotides. The record is from the annotation of a GenBank genome assembly. NCBI's taxonomy places the organism in Eukaryota, Viridiplantae, Streptophyta, Magnoliopsida, Aquifoliales, Aquifoliaceae.
AUGCAAUCGUUGUGUGGGAGAGUUCGAUUGGUUGCUAGGCACACUUUCAGCACCUCAAAGGUUGUUGAUUUUAAUUUAACUAGGGCAAUUCUGAUAAGCAGUGGUCGUGGAUUGAGCUCCUUGGAAUCGAAUUUUUUUGCUUCGAAUGGAGUGGCAGCUGCUAACAACUUCUAUGGGUAUUCGACGAGUUAUUUGGCGGAAUACUUGUCACCGUUACUCCCCAAGUUUGCUUCUUGCUCGGGAUUGGCAUUG